This is a messenger RNA of Paraphaeosphaeria sporulosa, 1819 nucleotides long. RefSeq lists its product as uncharacterized. Lineage: Eukaryota; Fungi; Ascomycota; Dothideomycetes; Pleosporales; Didymosphaeriaceae. The record is from RefSeq and is a predicted model, not a curated record. The transcript is spliced from 3 exons. Bases 427 to 1662 code for a protein of 411 amino acids.
CUCACUUUGCCGUUGCGCGGAAACUUGUCCCUAAUCAGUCUUGAUCACCACGUUGCCUGUCGUCGUAACGAGAUCUAGGUUCUCAUCCGAGAAUAAGGUUUCUACCCCACAGUUCUCAAACGCAAACAUGCUUAGGAGAAGGCAAGGGUAGGAUAUUAAUGAGACACUCGGUCGCGAGAUCGACGAACAGGGGAAGAGUAUAAGGGUUUGUAUGCGUGCAACGUUCAUCCUUCAAUUCCCUUUCUGGUGCGAUCCUUCCCCAUAUUCCCACUCGGUACCACUCUCUUCAGCCCUAUUGAUUUAAUUGUGCCAUCUUUGCCCUCUUUCUACCUAUGUGCAUUUGAGGUAGUCGGGCGAAACCUGGCCAGGCAGUUGCUCACACUCGUCGGUUGCAUCGAUUGAGCUCGUCAGUAGAGGAUUCCCACAAUGCAAGAACGAGGCGGACAAGUCGCCGCUGUAGCGAUUCUUUUCUUGAUCUUAACAUGGGUCACGGUAGGACUCCGGUGCUAUGUCCGAAUUUCUAUCGUGAAAGCAUUUGGGUUAGAUGACAAGCUCAUGGUACUCACUCUCGGAUUCUUUACAGCGUACCUUGGCUGCCAGCUGGGAGGGGCUGUUCACGGUACUGGCGCACGCCGCGUUAACCUCACGGACGAACAAGCGCAAACGGCCCUUCAUUACUGGUAUUUCUGCGAGAUAUUUUACACCAUCGCGACAUGUCUUCUGAAACUAGCCGUUGGGUUCUUCUUACUGCGGAUCACGGUCCAGCCAUGGCACGUUUGGAUCAUCCGGAUGAUUAUGGCAGUCGCCGCAUUCUUGGGAGUCGGAUAUACUUCUUUGGUCAUCUUCCAGUGCAAGCCCAUCUCGUACUGGUGGGAUCUGGAUCCGACCCAUGAGGGUAAAUGCCUGGAUGCAUCGCUUGUCAUGAUUUUCACGUUUGUGGUUUCAGCCUUAAACUCCUUCGCGGACUGGACGUUUGGUAUUUUGCCCGUUCUUAUCGUCAAGGACUUGCAGAUGAAGAAACGCCUGAAGGUUAUUGUUUCUGGCGUCAUUGGGCUGGCGGCCAUUGGCUCUACUGCGACGAUCAUCCGCCUACCUUAUACAUCUACCCUUAAGCCUUACAAGGGCGAUUUCCUCUACCGCACCACCGAUUUCGCCAUCUGGACCACCGUCGAAGUUGGCAUUGGUAUCACAGCCGGUUGCAUUGCCUGUCUCAAGCCUCUCGUCAAGUCCAGUUUUCUCACAACCUGGUCAGGACAGAAGUCUACUGGAAAUCCCUGGAGCAAAGGCACGGCAAGCAAGCUUGGAGGAACUGCCGGAAGGCAAACCCCUAUUGGAGGACUGGAGAUGAAGCCUGUCGUGGUUGGCAAGAACACAACGACCACGACCGUCACGGCUGGGAGGAGUAGCAGCGAUUCAGACGAGAAAGAUCUUGUAAACAAUGGCAUGUCGGUGGGAAGUUGGGACAACGGGAUCAGCAAGAGCGUAACGACCACCGUUGUGGAGGAGCGUAUGGACGACCGUCCGGGCCGCGCGUCACGCAGACCCAAGCCGAGCGAGGUUACCAUCGAACGAAGACGGAAUGGGAGCCCAGGGGGAGAUAGUGCAUCGACCCUUCACGACGAUGAGAGACGAGGGCCCGUGAGGGCAUAUGGAGCAUUUUAGCGAAUCUGAGCGAUUGUAUGAACUUCUCUUUCACAUCUCGUAACGCAGCAUAUACACAUCUGGGGGUGAUAGUAUGUCUUCACGGCUACAGAGCUGUGUACCUGCACGGCACACAUACCAUUAUAGAUUUAAUCGUAAUAGAACGAGGUCGUACGCC